ACCCAUUGUGCAGAAAACCUUCUCAAGGCAGAUACUUACCGGAAAUGGCGGGCAGCCAAGGCCGGCGAGAAGUCCAUCUCUGUGGUCUUACAGCUUCCUUGCUUGGAAAGCAGGCUGCAUAAUCCCUUCAACAGAGGAGACAGGAGACCGGAAGACUAUGCGUGGUCUGUAGCCCUGGCUGGAGAAGGAGGAGCAGAUCCACAGCGUGGACAUUGGGAACAAUGGCUCGGCCUUCGUAGAGGUGCUGGUGGGCAGCUCGGCCGGCGGGGCUGGUGAGCAAGACUAUGAGCCAUAACUGAACUGAAGACUUUGGGGCUCACACAUUGCUUGGUUUCUGCCCCUGAGAAACUGGAAGAACCAAGAAGGAAAAGGGAAAAGGGCAAUGGAGGGGUGAUCAAGAUUGAUGUCACCUACAAUUUGAACUCGAGGGACAUACUAGCAGGUGCUUCUGGUUACCUCAUCUUUCAUGUCCCCUUCCGAGAGCCGCAGUGGCUCAAACCCCAACCGUGUUCGAAUUUUUGGGCCUGACAAGCUGGUCCGGACAGCAGCUGAGAAGCACUGGGACCGGAUCAAAAUUGUGUGCAGCCAGCCCUACAGCAAGGACUCCCCCUAUGGCCUGAGUUUUAUACGGCUUCAUAGCCCUCCAGACAAAGAGGAGGCAGAGGUCCCAUCCCAGAAGGUGACAGUGACUAAGCUUGGCCAGUUCCGGGUGAAGGAGGAGGAUGAGAGCGCCAGCUCCCUGAGACCGGGGGCCCUUUUCUUCGGCAGGAUAAACAAGACAUCCCCAGCCAAAGCCAGUGACCCAGCAGGACCCAGCUAUGCAGCAGCUACACUCCAGGCCUCCACGUCUCCACUCUCCAAGGCUGUGGGCAGCACCACUAAGCCUCAGGAGUCUACCAAAGGGAAGAGGAAGUUGGAUUUGAAUGUAGAAGAAAGGAAGAUCCCCAGCAAACCGUCAGCCCAGCUCUCACCCCCUGCCCUCAAGAGACCCAAAUUGCCAGCUCCCACCCGUAACCCAGCUGCAGCCCCGGUCCCUGCCACAGCACAGAGAGCUGUACCAAGGAAGCCCCGGGGAGAGGGCACCGAGCCCAGGGGAGCCCAAGCCGGCCCACAGGAGCUGGGGAAGAUCCUUCAAGGUGUGGUGGUGGUGCUGAGCGGCUUCCAGAACCCCUUCCGCUCGGACCUCCGGGACAAGGCCCUGGAGCUGGGUGCCAAGUAUCGGCCAGACUGGACCCCGGACAGCACUCACCUCAUCUGCGCCUUUGCGAACACCCCCAAGUACAGCCAGGUCCUAGGCCUCGGAGGCCGCAUCGUGCGCAAAGAGUGGGUGCUGGACUGUUACCGCAUGCGGCGGCGGCUGCCCUCCCGGAGGUACCUCAUGGCAGGGCCCGACUCCAGCAGCGAGGAUGAGGUGGCCUCCCCCAGCGGCAGCAGUGGGGAUGAAGCCCCCAGCCUUCCAAGAAAGUGCCCCCAGACCAAAGUCAAGCCUCCCCUGGCAGCUGGAUCCAGCUCGCCCCAGAAGCCCCCAAGCCCAAAAGAGAUCAAAGCAGCCUCAGUAGGACCCCAGGAAAAUUCUGACACGGAGGAGCAGUCAGCAGGACGGGACAAUGGUGCGGAAGAGUCUGGGGACACUGAGGAUGAGCUGAGGAGGGUAGCCGAGCAGAGGGAGCACAGGCUGCCCCCUGGCCAGGAGGAGAACGGCGAGGACCCAUAUGCCGGCUCCACAGAUGAGAACACCGAUAACGAGGGUCACCCAGAGCUGCCUGAGGAGCCAAUUCCCGAGCUCCCAGACUUCUUCCAGGGCAAACACUUCUUCCUGUAUGGGGAGUUCCCCGGGGACGAGCGGCGGAAGCUCAUUCGAUACGUCACAGCCUUUAACGGGGAGCUAGAGGACUACAUGAGUGACCGAGUCCAGUUUGUGAUCACGGCACAGGAAUGGGACUCUAGCUUUGAGGAGGCCCUGAUGGACAACCCUUCCCUGGCAUUUGUCCGGCCCCGAUGGAUCUACAGUUGCAACGAGAAGCAGAAGUUGCUUCCCCACCAGCUCUACGGGGUGGUGCCGCAGGCCUGAACUGUGCACUGUGUACACGGUGCACACACACAAACGGAGUUUAAUAAAGGUGACUUGGUGUGGA
Heterocephalus glaber (naked mole-rat) is the source of this 2135-nucleotide messenger RNA. RefSeq names its product X-ray repair cross complementing 1 (gene Xrcc1). Lineage: Eukaryota; Metazoa; Chordata; Mammalia; Rodentia; Bathyergidae. The record is from RefSeq and is a predicted model, not a curated record. Gene Ontology annotation, biological process: single strand break repair; double-strand break repair via nonhomologous end joining; base-excision repair. Gene Ontology annotation, molecular function: damaged DNA binding. Gene Ontology annotation, cellular component: nucleus.